AUGUCGCUAAUAUCGGAACCAAUCAAACGAAAACAAAUAUUAAUCGGUCGAGUUAGUUUAGUUAUUGUUUAUUUUAUUGCCGAUAAAAUGCGAAAUAUGCGUGGCGAUGCUAUGCGUGGUUUAGCUGUUUUUAUAUCUGACAUUCGAAAUUGUAAAAGUCGUGAAGCUGAAUUACGGCGUAUCAAUAAAGAAUUAACAAAUAUUCGGCAACGAUUUCGAGCCGAUAAAACACUUGAUGGAUAUCAAAAGAAAAAAUAUGUAUGCAAAUUAUUAUUUAUAUUCUUACUUGGUCAUGAUAUCGAUUUUGGAUAUAUGGAAGCUGUUAAUUUAUUAAGUUCAAAUAAAUAUACAGAAAAACAAAUUGGUUAUUUAUUUAUUUCUGUUAUCAUGAAUUCAAGUACAGAAAUGAAACAAUUAAUUAUACAAAAUAUUCGAAAUGAUAUACAAAGUCGAAAUCCAAUAUUUAUUAAUUUAGCAUUACAAUGUGUAGCUAAUAUUGGUGAUAAAGAAAUGGCAACUGCAUUUACUCAUGAAAUACCUCGUUUACUUAUCUCAGCAGAUACAAUUGAUCCUGUUAAACAAUCGGCUGCUCUUUGUUUAUUAAGACUUCAUCGAACAAGUCCAGAUUCAUUACAAUUAAAUACAGAAUGGACAGCUAGAAUUAUUCAUCUUCUUAAUGAUCAACAUUUAGGUGUAGCAACAUCAGCUGUUAGUUUAAUUGAUGCACUUGUUAAACGUAAUCCAGAUGAAUAUAAAGGUUGUGUAAAUUUGGCUGUUUCACGUUUAAGCAGAAUUGUUACGUCAUCUUAUACGGAUUUUCAAGAUUAUACUUAUUAUUUUGUUCCAGCACCUUGGCUUUGUGUUAAAUUAUUACGAUUAUUACAAAAUUAUCCUCCACCGGAUGAUCCAUCUGUUCGAAGUCGUUUGAAUGAAUGUCUUGAUACAAUUCUUAAUAAAGCUCAAGAACCCUUAAAAUCUAAAAAAGUUCAACAUUCAAAUGCACGUAAUGCUGUUUUAUUUGAAGCUAUUAAUCUUAUUAUACAUAUGGAUUGUGAAUCAAGUUUACUUGUACGUGCAUGUAAUCAACUUGGUCAAUUUUUACAAAAUCGAGAAACAAAUCUUCGAUAUCUUGCUUUGGAAAGUAUGUGUCUAUUAGCAACAUCAGAAUUUUCACAUGAAGCUGUUAAAAAACAUCAAGAAACAGUAAUUAAUGCAUUAAAAAGUGAACGUGAUGUUAGUGUUCGUCAACGUGCUGUCGAUCUUCUCUAUGCAAUGUGUGAUCGAUCUAAUGCUGAAGAUAUUGUACAAGAAAUGUUAACAUAUCUUGAAACAGCUGAUUAUACAAUUCGAGAAGAAAUGGUUCUUAAAAUUGCUAUUCUAAGUGAAAAAUAUGCUAUUGAUUAUAAAUGGUAUUUAGAUAUAAUGCUUAAAUUAAUUCGUAUUGCUGGAGAUUUUGUAUCUGAAGAAGUUUGGUAUCGUGUUAUACAAGUUGUUGUUAAUCGAAGUGAUGUACAAAGUUAUGCAGCUAAAAUAGCAUUCGAAGCAUUACAAGCACCAGCUUGUCAUGAAAAUAUGAUUAAAGUAGCUGGAUAUAUUCUUGGUGAAUAUGGAAAUUUAAUUGCACUUGAUCCACGAUCAACACCAAUGAUUCAAUUUCAUUUACUUCAUUCGAAAUAUCAUCUAUGUUCACCAACAACACGCUCUUUGCUUUUAUCGACUUAUAUGAAAUUUAUUAAUUUAUUUCCAGAAAUAAAACAACAUAUUCAAGAUGUUCUUCGUCACGAUUCAAAUUAUCGUAGUUCUGAUGUUGAAAUUCAACAACGAGCAAUUGAAUAUCUUAGAUUAAGUGAAAUAUGUAGUCCAACAGUAUUAGCUACUGUAUUGGAAAUCAUGCCACCUUUUCCGGAAAAACAAUCACCAUUACUUGUCCGUCUUAAACAAAAGAAACCAUUAAUGGAAGCUGAAGGUAAUAAUGAACCAUCAGCAACACCGACGACACAUACAGAAGAUGCUCCUAAACUUGCUGAAACAGCUAUCCACCUUAAUCAACAACAACAGCAGCAACAACAACAACAAAAUGGACUUCUUCUUUCAUUUGAUACAAUUGAAUCUAAUACUCAUUAUAAUGAAUCAACAUCUUAUUCACUUCCAUCAACAUUAACAACAACAACAACAGCAGCAGCAGCAGCACCAACAACAGCAACAAUACAAUCAACAAAGAAAUUUUUAUUUAAAAAUAGUGAUAUUAUUUUUGAAAAUGAUCUUGUACAAAUAGGCAUCAAAGGUGAAGCAACGAAAAAUAUUUUACAUGUAGAAUUUUAUUAUGGAAAUAAAACGAAUUUUAAUUUAACAAAUAUUUCAACUCAUAUUACAUUAUUGGGUGAAUUAGAAUCAGAACUACGACUUAAUAUUGAACCAAUUAAAACAACCAUUGAUCCAAAAGCACAAAUCAAACAAUUAGGAACAAUUGAAUGUUUAAAAGAAUUUCGAGAUUUACCAAAAAUAAAUUUUACAUUUUAUUAUAGUAAUGUACCACAAAAACUUGAUUUUUCAUUUCCAUUAUAUAUAAAUAAAUUUAUUGAAAAAGCUGAAAUGGAUUCAAAUAAUUUCUUCUUACGUUGGCGAAACCUUGAAAAACCUGGUCAAGAAUUUCAAAAAAUUUUUCCAGCAAAAUAUCCAAUGAAUCAUGAUGAUUGUUGUCAUAAAUUGGAUGGUUUUGGUUGGAGUAAUUUAAUAGGUAUUGAUGUUAAUUCGGAUAAUUUUUGCGGUGCUGGUAUAUUACAUACAUCUUCACAACAAAUCGGUUGCCUCUAUCGACUUGAACCAAACAAACAAGCUAAAAUGUAUCGUCUUACGGUUCGAGCAAGCAAAGAUGGUAUUGCUAAUCAUCUUGUUGAAUUACUUGAAGAUGAAUUUUAA
Rotaria sp. Silwood1 is the source of this 2919-nucleotide messenger RNA. The record is from the annotation of a GenBank genome assembly. NCBI's taxonomy places the organism in Eukaryota, Metazoa, Rotifera, Eurotatoria, Philodinida, Philodinidae.